GGGGGAGGGAGGGGAGACGGUGAAAGCGCGGACGGGGGUGCCGGGGGCUCGGUAGUUGUGGUCACCCCUGCGUGCGACCGCUCCCGGGAGCCAUGGUGAACAGGGGCCUGUCCGGAGCCGCCGCCGCUGCCGCUGCGUGCUCUCGGGACUGAGAUAUCCGGACUAGCUAGCGAGGAGGCGGUGGUGGCGGCCGGAGGGGCGGGAGCGUAGCGGCCAGCCACCAUGUCGGAUACGCGGCGGCGGGUGAAGGUGUACACCCUGAACGAGGACCGGCAAUGGGACGACAGGGGCACCGGGCAUGUCUCUUCCACCUACGUGGAGCGGCUCAAGGGCAUGUCGCUCCUGGUGCGGGCCGAGUCCGACGGGUCACUACUGUUGGAAUCAAAGAUAAAUCCAAACACUGCAUAUCAGAAACAACAGGAUACAUUAAUUGUUUGGUCAGAAGCUGAAAACUAUGACCUGGCUCUGAGUUUUCAGGAGAAGGCUGGCUGUGAUGAGAUCUGGGAAAAAAUUUGCCAGGUUCAGGGUAAAGACCCUUCAGUAGAAGUCACUCAGGACCUCAUUGAUGAGUCAGAAGAAGAACGAUUUGAAGAAAUGCCUGAAACCAGUCAUUUAAUUGAUCUGCCUGCAUGUGAACUCAACAAACUUGAAGAGAUUGCUGACUUAGUUACCUCAGUUCUCUCCUCACCUAUUCGUAGGGAAAAGUUAGCACUGGCCUUGGAAAAUGAAGGUUAUAUUAAAAAACUACUGCAGCUUUUCCAAGUUUGUGAGAACCUAGAGAACACUGAAGGCUUACACCAUUUGUAUGAAAUAAUUAGAGGAAUAUUAUUCCUAAAUAAAGCAACUCUAUUUGAGGUGAUGUUUUCUGAUGAGUGUAUUAUGGAUGUCGUGGGAUGCCUUGAGUAUGAUCCUGCUUUGGCUCAGCCAAAAAGGCAUAGGGAAUUCUUGACCAAAACAGCAAAAUUUAAAGAAGUUAUACCAAUAACAGACUCUGAACUUAGGCAAAAGAUCCAUCAGACUUACAGGGUACAAUACAUUCAGGACAUCAUUUUGCCAACGCCAUCUGUUUUUGAAGAGAAUUUUCUUUCUACUCUUACAUCCUUUAUUUUCUUCAACAAAGUUGAGAUUGUCAGCAUGUUGCAGGAAGAUGAGAAAUUUUUGUCUGAAGUUUUUGCACAGUUAACAGAUGAAGCUACAGAUGAUGAUAAACGGCGUGAAUUGGUUAAUUUUUUCAAGGAAUUCUGUGCAUUUUCUCAAACAUUACAACCUCAAAACAGGGAUGCAUUUUUCAAAACUUUGGCAAAAUUGGGGAUUCUUCCUGCUCUUGAAAUUGUAAUGGGAAUGGAUGAUUUGCAGGUCAGGUCUGCCGCUACAGAUAUAUUUUCUUAUCUAGUAGAGUUUAGUCCAUCCAUGGUCCGAGAAUUUGUUAUGCAAGAAGCCCAGCAGAGUGAUGAUGAUAUCCUUCUCAUUAAUGUAGUAAUUGAACAAAUGAUCUGUGAUACUGACCCUGAACUAGGGGGAGCUGUUCAAUUAAUGGGACUCCUUCGUACUUUAAUUGAUCCAGAGAACAUGCUGGCUACAGCUAAUGUAAGACGAUAUCCAGGGAAAACUGAAAAAAGCGAAUUUCUAAAUUUCUUCUAUAAUCAUUGUAUGCAUGUUCUCACAGCACCACUUUUGGCUAAUACUUCAGAAGACAAAUGUGAAAAGGAUGAAAUAGUUGGCGCUAACAAAAGUAACACCGUUUGCCCUGAUAACUACCAAACAGCACAGCUGCUUGCCUUAAUUUUGGAAUUACUCACAUUUUGUGUGGAACACCACACAUAUCACAUAAAAAAUUAUAUUAUGAACAAAGAUUUGCUAAGACGUGUUCUUGUCUUAAUGAAUUCAAAACAUACGUUCCUGGCAUUAUGUGCUCUUCGUUUCAUGAGGAGAAUAAUUGGUCUUAAAGAUGAAUUUUACAACCGUUAUAUCACCAAGGGAAAUCUUUUUGAGCCAGUUAUAAAUGCCCUUCUGGAUAAUGGAACCCGAUACAACCUGCUAAACUCAGCUGUCAUUGAAUUGUUUGAAUUCAUAAGAGUGGAAGAUAUCAAGUCUCUUACUGCACAUAUAGUUGAAAAUUUUUAUAAGGCCCUUGAAUCAAUUGAAUAUGUUCAGACAUUCAAAGGAUUGAAGACAAAAUAUGAACAAGAAAAAGACAGACAAAGUCAGAAACUGAACAGUGUACCAUCUAUAUUGCGUAGCAACAGAUUUCGAAGAGAUGCAAGAACCUUGGAGGAAGAUGAAGAAAUGUGGUUCAAUGAAGAUGAAGAGGAAGAAGGUGAAGCAGUUGUGCCUCCAGGUGAAAAGUCAAAGCCAGAGGAUGAUUUUCCAGAUAGCUAUGAAAAGUUUAUGGAAACGAAAAAAGCAAAAGAAAGUGAAGACAAAGAAAAUCUUCCCAAAAGGACAUCCUCUGGUGGCUUCAAAUUUACUUUCUCUCAUUCUGCCAGUGCUGCUAAUGGAGCAAAUAGUACGAACAGUAAAUCUGUAGCUGCUCAAACAACACCAGCAAGUUCUAAUGGAUCUUCUUCCAAAAAUACAAGCUUAACUACAUCAGUAACAGCCACUAAAGGAAGUCUGGUUGGCCUAGUAGAUUAUCCAGAUGAUGAAGAAGAGGAGGAAGAAGAGGAGACAUCUCCAAGAAAAAGACCUCGCCUUGGCUCAUAAAAACUUUGGGGGGGAGGGGAACCUCACAGUGGGGUAUUAGUAAAUGCUGCAACUGUUCAGUGAGCUUAAAAGUCUGAAUCAGAAAGCUUUCUCCCUUGAACAUAUAAGAUAACAUACAAGGAGUAGCAAAAGACACUCAGUGUAUCAACUAGAAGAGUUUAGUUCUGUAAACACCAGGCUUCCAAGGAACUUUUCUCUUUCUAGUAAUUAAGGAGUUUGCCUUUCAGGCUGUCAAAAAAUGGUGGGUUAGUAGUAAUCAGAACCUGGGUGACAGCUUCUCAGCAAGGAAAGUCUCAGGUUUGGGGAGG
Molecule: messenger RNA, 3011 nt
Organism: Phascolarctos cinereus (koala)
Lineage: Eukaryota; Metazoa; Chordata; Mammalia; Diprotodontia; Phascolarctidae
Gene: PPP4R3B
Product: protein phosphatase 4 regulatory subunit 3B
Biological process (GO): protein dephosphorylation; DNA damage response
Cellular component (GO): nucleoplasm; protein phosphatase 4 complex
Molecular function (GO): protein phosphatase activator activity
Source: RefSeq, a predicted model, not a curated record